AUGUCCGAUCAAUUUGCAGAGCUGAAAACAAUCUUGUACACUUCAUCAAACUCAAAUUCAACUUCUGCGCCCCUUGCGACGGAUGUUCAGAUGGAUGUUGCUUCUGAUAACUCUGAUGCCUCAUCCAGUGACUCUGAUUUCACUUUUCCAGCUCCUGCCCUUACCUCGGUUGACUUCUCUUCCCCAGAUCCUAAUGCUUUCCAGCUGAUAGUUCAGGAUCUUUCAACAACAGAAAUUCCAGGUUCUGAGAACCGGAACAGUGAUAAGGAUGGUGCAUUUGAUGACUACUUCUGA
Molecule: messenger RNA, 294 nt
Organism: Dovyalis caffra
Lineage: Eukaryota; Viridiplantae; Streptophyta; Magnoliopsida; Malpighiales; Salicaceae
Source: the annotation of a GenBank genome assembly